AUGGCCGCCAGAUCGCUGAACCGGCUUUCCCGGGGCUCGCUGCUUAAAUUGGUGCGGCUAUGGCUUGACGAUAGCAGUCGCUGUUCACCUUACCUUCUCAAAAAUCGCAAGUUCUUCGAAGCCGACGAUGAAGACUACCUUUAUACCCCGGCCGAGGAUAUCACGGGCUUGUGUGAAAUCUACGCAAACCUGAAAGAGAAUGUCAAGGCGGGCACCAAGAAAGACAUAAUUGACCGAAUUGUUGAUGGCGAUUGGCGGAGAGGUUUAUCCCUGCAUCAACAUGCAAUGAUAGACAUGGCAUACCUGGAACAGAACGAUACUGCCCUCCGAUGGAGUGCCCUCCAGCUCGUUCCUUCGGAGCAGGAAGAUGCGAAGCUGGUAGAUUCGGGAAAUCUUCAUGACAGGAGGAGAGGACGCAAGUUGAACGAAUUCGACUCGGGUCGCAAAUAUCCUCAAGUCUCCGUACCCGCAUUUCUAGCGGCGCUAAGGGCAGAGAUCUCACCACUCGUCAAGGCCCAUUAUCACUUGCAUCGAUUACCUGCACCAUAUGAUCUCUCCAUCAUAAGACUCUACAUAAGCUCAACAACCACCUUCCGACCUUCUGGGAAGCAGAUACCUCGACGUGCGAAACAUGCCACUGAUGGAGGAAGAGUAAUGUACAUAGCACUUCCAGACAGCUGCCCGUACAUUUACAUCUCACUGUCCGGCUCUACAAGUUCACGAAACUCCAAAUCGAAGUUAACAUCCAAGGUCGACAUCGCGGCAAUGAAGAAGAUCGUCAUCGAAGCUAUACCCAAAGCUUUGUCACGACCACAGCAACGAUGGGCUCUUCAGACCACAAAACUUACCGCCAGAUCGUUACACAGUAUUGCUGCUCUUAGGGGAAGUUCCAACCCUGGUACAUGCGGUGGAGCCUACAGUGAAUUCUUUUCGACAGGCACUUCUUCGACGACUAGUCCUGUGGAUGUACAAGCUCGAGACCAAUCACAAGAAGAUGAGGGGACACGAUUGAUAGAGAAAAGAUUUGGCUCAAUGACUGGUACUCAUCAUGCAGCCUUGGAUCGCGUCCAUGUCAAGAUUGAGAAUGCUGCCAGCACCAAUGAGGGAGGUGACACAGCUAUGGAGGAUGACGAUCCACUUGCUAUCGGCUUGAAUUUCUCAGGCGCAGACGUUUUCUUCGGCUUAAAGAAACUUGCAGAACUGGGGAAUGAUCAUUUGGACUUGGAUAAAAUGCCUGCUUGGAUGACUGGCGAAUUGGGUAACAGCAGUUUCAAGGUCUGA
Molecule: messenger RNA, 1281 nt
Organism: Exophiala bonariae
Lineage: Eukaryota; Fungi; Ascomycota; Eurotiomycetes; Chaetothyriales; Herpotrichiellaceae
Exons: 1
Coding region: 1-1281 (426 amino acids)
Biological process (GO): CENP-A containing chromatin assembly; chromosome segregation
Source: RefSeq, a predicted model, not a curated record